CCAAUUCGGAAAAGUCUUCGUCGCGUGUCAUAGAAUAAAAGCUGAACUAUCGUUUUGUCAAAUAUUUAGAAUAUAAAAUUGUAUUAUUUUAUAUUUAUUUGUAAAUGUGUUUGUGAGUUAUAAAUAUUAUAACAUGUCAGACAGUGAAGAUACUGAUAUAUCUGAAACGACAACUAGAUAUCCAACAAUUGUAACUAAAGAAUGGCUCGAAAAUCUCAUCAUAAUACACCUUCAUUGUCAGGAUCCGUCUUCUUCUCACUCUUCUACUGCUACAAUUGAUGAUUUUGAAAUAAAUCCUGGAUGUAUAGCAGGAGAAAGUGUUCUAAGUGAUAUUCUAGCUGUUAAAAUAAAUUAUACGCUUAACCAAGAGAAAAAUCAGCUGAAUGUCAUCGUCAAACUCCUUCCUCAUGAUCCUUUUAGUCGAUUUUUUGUGACUGAAGCUCAAUUUCAUUUACGAGAAAUAAAAUUUUACACACAGGUUGUUGCAGAUUUAAAAAAUUUCCAAGUUACUCAAUUAGGAACUAGUACAGAUUUACCAAUUCCAAAAUUAAUACAUGCACAUUAUAAACCGGCAGGAGAUACUGAGGAUUCUACUACUACAACAACUCCAGAACCUCCAGAAUCAUUUCUUGUUCUUGAAAAUCUUUGCACUCAAGGUUUCAAAGGAGCUCCAUUUUCUCGUGGUUUAACUUUACGUCAAACAAAAGCAGCAAUUAGAGCUAUCGGAUACAUCCAUGCAUUAUCAUUGGCUUUUAGAGUCAAAGAUUCAAAACCGUUAUCUGAGAGAUACCCAUUUCUGUUUCAAACAGCUCGUGCUACAGAUUCAUAUCAACAAUUAGUAGAACGAGGACUACCUCAACUGGCUCGAUUUCUCGAAAGGCGUCAAGGAUUAGAGGAUAUUUUAAAAGCUUUAUUAGCUUUACGAAAAAAAACGAAAGAAAUAAUAUCUUCCCUUCUAGCUCCUAAAGAUUGUCCUGUAUCACUUAUAACCCACACAGAUUUUUGGUGCAAUAAUUUGCUUUUCAAAGAAAAAUUUACUAAUACGGAUGAUAACGAUGAUAACAAUGAUCAAGAUAAUGGCGAUGACGAUGAUAAUAACGACAAUGAUAAUGAUAAUAACACAUGUGAAUGUGCUAUUCUUGAUUGGCAAAUGAUUACUCAUUCUAGACCAACAAAUGAUAUCGCAUUGUUAAUUAUAAGUUCAGUGCCAACUAAACUACGAAGACAUUAUACAUACAUUUUAUUAGAUAAAUAUUGGUCAACUUUAACUAAAACAUGUCAAAAGCUUGGCCUUGAUAUUUAUGAAGAAUUAAAUUAUUCGCGCCAAGAUUUAGAUAAAGAUUACCGUAAAUCACAAUUAUUAGCUCUUUUACUUUGUAUUGGAUCAGUUGAUGUUGCACUCGGUGAUCCACUUACCGAACAAAGACUAAUUGAUCUUUUACAAGAUUUAUAUAAUGAUGGAAUAUUAACAUUUGAAACUGCUUUUGAACAGCAAUAAUUAUUUAGUACAAUUAUUUUUAAUCAUUAUAAUCAUUGUCAUUAUUAUUACGAUUCAAACUAUCUUACUUGUCGAGUGU
Messenger RNA from Chelonus insularis, 1577 nucleotides. RefSeq lists its product as uncharacterized. Lineage: Eukaryota; Metazoa; Arthropoda; Insecta; Hymenoptera; Braconidae. The record is from RefSeq and is a predicted model, not a curated record. The transcript has 2 exons. The coding region runs from base 134 to 1498 and encodes 454 amino acids.